AACCGUUAGACCCUCCAUUGCCCGUUAAAACCUGAUGAGUUGGCGCUGACUGGGAGCUGAUUGGGUGCUGAUGUGGACCAAUUUUACUCCACCUGGGUUUACCGAGAUGGCACUCCAAACGGGCGGCUGGCCCAUCAUUCUCCUCCCUCUCACCAUUGCAUUCCUCCAGCGCCGCAAAAUCGACCCUACAUCCAAGUUCUUCCUCAUGAAGCUCCGCCUAUUCGUCGCCUCCGCAGUGAUAGGAGUCAUCACAGGCUGUGAUGACUACCUUUACGCUUAUGGAGUGGCGCGUCUUCCCGUUUCCACCUAUUCCCUUAUCAUUGCCUCCCAGCUAGCCUUCACCGCCGAUUUUUCCUUCCUCUUGGUGAAGCAGAAGUUCACUUCGUAUUCAAUAAACGCUGUGUUUUUCCUUCCUCUUGGUGAAGCCAUAUUGAGCGGUAAACCCAGGUGGAGUAAAAUUGAUCCACAUCAGCACCCAAUCAGCUCCCAGUCAGCGCCAACUCAUCAGGUUUUAACGGGCAAUGGAGGGUCUAACGGUUGGAUGACGUCAUUCUCAUUAAAAGGGGUGUUCUGCGGAUAACAUGAAGUAGAGGGGCUGAUUUGCCAUGGUUUCUAGUACAGGGGCUGAUCUGCCACAACAUGGCUGGUAGAGGGGCUGAAUUGCACCUUCUGCCCUGAGUAAUUUGCAUCACGGACUUUCCAAUUAUCAUGGUGACUUUGUCGAGGAUAUGAAAGAAAACAAAAGUUAUUUU
Messenger RNA from Rubroshorea leprosula, 752 nucleotides. Lineage: Eukaryota; Viridiplantae; Streptophyta; Magnoliopsida; Malvales; Dipterocarpaceae. The record is from the annotation of a GenBank genome assembly.